This is a messenger RNA of Lathyrus oleraceus (garden pea), 738 nucleotides long. RefSeq lists its product as uncharacterized. NCBI's taxonomy places the organism in Eukaryota, Viridiplantae, Streptophyta, Magnoliopsida, Fabales, Fabaceae. The transcript has 3 exons. Bases 1 to 738 code for a protein of 245 amino acids. The record is from RefSeq and is a predicted model, not a curated record.
AUGAGGUUGUAUGUUGACUAUCGACAACUGAACAAGGUUACUAUCAAGAAUAAGUAUUUGCUUAUGAGAAUUGAUGAUCAGAUGGAUCAGUUGGUUGGUGCUUGCAUGUUUAGUAAAAUUGAUAUGUGUUUGGGUUAUCAUCAGAUUCGUGUAAAGCCAUACGAUAUUCCGAAUACUGCGUUCAGAACGAGAUAUGGUCACUAUGAGUAUUUUGUGAUUCCAUUUGGUGUGUCUAAUGUGCCUGGAGUGUUCAUAGAGUAUAUGAUUAGAAUAUUCCGUUCAUGCUUAGAUCAUAUUGAAAUUGAACCUUUUGAAACCUUGUAUGGUAUGAGGUGUAGGACAACUUUGUGUUGGUAUGAUUCUGGUGAGAGUGUUGUGCUUGGACCUGAGAUAGUUCUGCAGAUUACUAAGAAGAUCAAGAUGGUCCAAGAGAAGAUUCUUCAGAGGGUAAGAGAGGUGGUCUACCGAGUUGCGUUACCAUCGUAUCUCUCCAAUCUUCAUGAUGUGUUCCAUGUGUCUCAGCUGCAGAAGUACAUUCACGAUAUGUCUCAUGUGAUUCAAUUGGAUGAUGUGCAUGUUAGAGAGAACUUGACAGUUAGAAUUUUUCUGAUGAGGAUUGAGGAUCGUGAAGUGAAGCACUUGCGAGGCAAUGAGAUCGCUUCAGUGAAAGUUGUUUGGGAAGGUCCUGCUGGUGGCAGUGUGAGGUGGGAGCUCGAGAGUUGUAACACCCCGACUUAA